This is a messenger RNA of Fusarium keratoplasticum, 1533 nucleotides long. Its product is annotated as BHLH domain-containing protein. The transcript is spliced from 3 exons. Lineage: Eukaryota; Fungi; Ascomycota; Sordariomycetes; Hypocreales; Nectriaceae. The record is from RefSeq and is a predicted model, not a curated record. Gene Ontology annotation, molecular function: protein dimerization activity. Bases 1 to 1533 code for a protein of 510 amino acids.
AUGGAUCCCAAUCUCCUCAGCUUUUUCUCGGUGCCCAACAACCAGACACUUAACCCCGUGGAUCAGAGCGCCGAGUCGUCGACCGGCGCCAUCUCUCAGCAGCAGCAGCAACAACAAGAACCCUCGCCAUGGAGACCUUUAGAAGGCGACAUGGUCGACAGGACAUCUGGUCCUCAAGGGGGACCGGUUUCCUCUUACGACCACCAAUCGUCUGCCCCUUCCGACAUCACAUUCACACAAGCCCCCAUGCCAUCACCCUACACCCAACAUAAGACCGUCUUACCUACCAGGGGUCACCCGCGGACUUACCCAAGGAAAAGGGAUGCACACGAUAGAAAGCGUACCAAGGUCGACACAGAGUCGGCGCUCGAGUCGCUCGAUUACUGGAUCCAGUUUGAUGAUGAUGAGGCCGAGAGGACAGGAAGUUAUGAGAUUGACUUUUCUAAGCGAUAUGACAUGAUGAACAACACCAGCACUACCCGCCCGGGGUUUGGAUCAAGCUCCACGACGCCAGGUCUCGGAACUGGCAUCUACGCAACCGCCCCCCCGUUUAAGGGGAACGACUAUUUUGAUGACAACGCUCUAGAUAAUGCACUGUCCGAAGAUGAAGAAGGCUUUGAUUCGAUGAGUCUGGAGGAGCACUUGUCCAAGAUUGAGACGAUGCCGCCACCAGAGGUCCCACCAAGGGAGGGUCUCUACUCGACGCCCCUCAGCUGGGAAAAGCCCGAGCCCGGACUGCGGAUGGAGCCGAACUUUGGUGUGGGAGAAAGCCCUGGGGGCAUGAGUACCGCGGGAUACGGGCAGACGAUGCCCGGAGUUGGCAACCAGGUUUUGAGUAAUGACGAGCAACGGCGACUUCUCGCCAUCGCCAUGAACACUGGUCGGACACCGGCUAGUUUUAUGCCUCCUAGUGGUUUCGGUCUUGGAUUCGGGGCUGGGCUGGGCUCAGGUCUUCCGCCCGAGUUCAACGCGAGCAUCGACUCUAUCCUGGGAACGCCUGGGGAACAGAGCCAGAAGCAGACGCCAACGCCUGCUGACAGCACAAAGGCUCCAUCCCGAAACCAGGAUAUCAAGACAGAGGCAUCGAGUGAGACGGGUACUGCUCUCAGUUCCUCCCGACCGCAACUCCAUCGCUCCAAUACAGAUACCACUGACAAGGGCAAAGAUAAGAUGAAGUCUGGGGAUCGGACAGCUCAUAACGAUAUUGAGCGAAAGUAUCGAACGAACCUCAAAGACAAGAUCGCCGAACUCCGCAACGCUGUACCCGCCCUGCAGUCGAUACCGGAGGAUGGGAUCGACGAGGGCGAGGGAAAUUCACAACGAGCGCCCAAAGUGAGCAAGGGCACCGUCUUGACAAAGGCAACCGAAUAUAUUCAAUACUUAGAACGGCGCAACAAGGCCAUCAUGAAGGAGCACCAAGAGCUGGCACGGCGUCUACAGGCAUUUGAGCAGCUUCUCAGUGCCUCAGCUAGACAGCCAUUCCUGAUGCCCAACCACAGCCGGACGCUCUUCGACCCGAGAGGAUUCUGCUGA